Messenger RNA from Siniperca chuatsi (mandarin fish), 2052 nucleotides. It is a transcript of the gene supt7l, whose product is annotated as SPT7 like, STAGA complex subunit gamma. Gene Ontology annotation, cellular component: SAGA complex. Lineage: Eukaryota; Metazoa; Chordata; Actinopteri; Centrarchiformes; Sinipercidae. Gene Ontology annotation, molecular function: transcription coactivator activity; protein heterodimerization activity. The record is from RefSeq and is a predicted model, not a curated record. Bases 133 to 1500 code for a protein of 455 amino acids. The transcript has 5 exons.
UACAGAUGCGAUUUUAACUUAUAUUUAUGCUAACUAGCUAAACAUGGAUGCUACGUACUUGACUAGCUGGCUUGUUGCUUAGUCGUUGCUCCUUCGUGAAUGACAGUUGUUUGUUGAUGCGAUCUUUCGUGUAUGUACCAAAUACUCGUUUCAGUGUGCGAGUUUGAAUCCGGCUUGUGUCUUUGUUCACUCAUCAUGAUGCGUUACUGGGGUGAGAUCCCUGGACCUGCAGGGGCUCCUCCCAGUCGCAGCUCCUUUGACUUGCUCCAGCGUGAGUUUCGCUCAGUGGAGAUGCAGGACCCUCCCCUGCACCAGCCUUCGGCCCAGCGUCCGCGGCCCACCACGAUGCUGGACAUCCCGUCAGAGCCCUGCAGCCUCACCAUCCACACAGUGCAGCUGUGUCAGCAUGUCCGCCGCCUCCGUGGCCUCUUGGCAGCGGCCCAAGCCCAGGCUCAGGGUCAGAGCUCAGCUUCCUCUGAGGGUGGCAGCAGGCUGGAGGAGACUGAUACAAAUCUGCCCCUGCGUCCUCCCACCCCACCUGCCAUGCCAGAUGACUUGCUACCUGUGGACAGCAAAGCCCCGCGGCAACCCUUCCAGCUCCGCCACAGUGACCCUGAAAGUGACUUCUAUAAGGGUAAAGGCGAGCCUGUCACAGAGCUGAGUUGGCCCUCCUGCAGGCAGCUCCUCUAUCAGUCAGUGGCCACCGUCUUGGCCCAUGCUGGCUUUGAGUCAGCCCAGGAGAGCGUCCUGGAGACCCUGACUGACCUGGUCCAUGAGCAUUACCUGCGCCUCAGCCGCCUGCUGCGGGUGGCGGUGGACCGGGAGGCUCGGCUAGGAGCCAGUCCCUUCCCAGACGUGGUGGAGCAAGUGUUCCAUGAGGUGGGCAUCGGUAGCGUGCUGGCCCUGCAGCGCUUUUGGCAAGUGCGGAUCAAGGACUAUCACAGCUACAUGCUGCAGGUGAGUAAGGAUCUGUCAGCCGAAUACGAGCGACUAGUGAACCCAGAGAAGGCUAUGGAGGACUCCAAGCCCCUGAGGAUCAAGGAGGAGCCCAUGAGUGACAUCUCCUUCCCUGUUAGCGAGGAGCCUGAGGCCGACCUGGCCUCUGGGGACCAAGCCCUGCCCAUGGGGGUCCUCGGGGGCCAUGGUGAGAGGCUGGCUUCAGGCCUGGAUGGUGACCAUUCUCCUCACACCUCAGGUGGGGGCGGGGUCAACAACUCCCCGCUGUGGCCGCAGGUCAAAAUGGAGCCGCAGGAUGGCGAGGAGGGCCAGGGUGCUGGCCAUCAUCACCACCACCAUCACCACCACCACGGUGUCCUGGGUGGAGAUGUGUUCGAGGAUGGGGGGCCCAUGUCCACCAUGAGCGAGUCAGCGGGAGACAUGGCACCCUCUCCCGGAGGCGCGGCGUCAGACGGCAGCUACGCUUCGCAUUCGCCCGACUCCUUGAUGGGCGCCUCGCCCGUCUUCAACCAAAGACCCAAGAAACGGGCGAAGAAGAUGUGAAGACAUGUAUUUGUGGAUGCAAGAAGCUCUGAGAAGUGGAAUCUGAACUCACCAGCAAGUCUUCCACGUUAGUUAUCUUGCAAUGAAAAAACAACAAUCUGACGGAAAAAUGUCGUGGUGAAACACACCAGUUAUUCAGUGUAGGACUCCAGCCGUUUAGAUAAUGGCCCCUGCAUAGACUGACAUUAAUGUCAUGAACGAACUGAACUGAUGGGGGGGGAAAGGAGAUUUUGUAGUUUUUCAUGUUUGUUUGUAUGAGUAUAAUUUCUCUCAAAGUAGCUGAAGAUGUUGCCAUUAAAUAUAUUAAUGGGGUUUAUUGUCAAGUAUCAGUUUUGUUCAUUUGAGUUAAGUGUUUUUCAGAAAAUAUAGAAGGAGGGCUACAAUUAGCCUAAUGAAUUGAAGUACAGGAAAAACUAAGAGGUCCAAAAGCAAAUGAUUUAGUUAAACAGCUUAAUAAUUCAGCAGUUUUCCCAAGCUAUUAAGUUUCCUUCUCCUCACAAAGCAAUUACUGCCUUUGCCAUUCAUUACGAUUAAAAGAUGCUCCACCAAAAA